Messenger RNA from Ipomoea nil (Japanese morning glory), 579 nucleotides. RefSeq lists its product as uncharacterized. The transcript has a single exon. The record is from RefSeq and is a predicted model, not a curated record. The coding region runs from base 1 to 579 and encodes 192 amino acids. NCBI's taxonomy places the organism in Eukaryota, Viridiplantae, Streptophyta, Magnoliopsida, Solanales, Convolvulaceae.
AUGGAUAAUGAUCCAGGCUUGGUUACCACCUUACUGCAUCGUUUGUCCACGACGUUCAAGAUUAGGGAUCUGGGCCCACCGAGCUUCUUCUUCGGGAUCGAGACCCUCACGUCUGGCGACUGUUUUCUUCUCUCUCAACGCCGGUAUACGCAAGACAUUCUAUCUUGCUCUAGCAUGACGGAUUGCAAGGCCUUGGCUACACCGGCCUUGGUUACACAACCGGCAACUCCGUCAACCGAUCCGUUCGAAAAUCCCACACAGUACCGUCGGAUUGUUGGGGCUCUUCAGUACCUGACUAUCACCCGUCCUGAUCUUGCCUAUUCGGUUAACAGGUUGUGUCAAUUCAUGCAUUCUCCCACAGAUGAUCAUUGGAGUCUACUUAAGCGGGUACUACGGUAUAUCAAGGGGACUCAAGACUACGGCCUCCGACUCCGCCCGUCAGCAUCGUCUGAUCUGCAUGCCUUCUUUGACUCUGACUGGGCUGGUUGUCCGGUUGAUCGGAAGUCCACCAGUGGGUACGCAGUCUUCCUCGGGGACAACCUGGUUUCUCGCAAGCAGCGCACAGUGGCAAGGUCUUAA